AUGGCACUGGAUACUGAGACUUUCUUACUAGUUACAGCUAUUUUAGUAGCAUCAGGAUUGGUGCAAUCAACAACUGCAAAUGGAGAGUGUGUUACACCCACAGAAUUCUUCGAAUGGUCGAACAACAUUCUUCCAGACUAUUAUGAUGAGGUUGCAUCUCACAUUAUGGAGAAGCCUACAAUAUCCUUUACCACAAAUGACACAUAUGGACCUGGGGCUCGGAUAAAAUUCAACCAAUUUGAUGUUAUCUUAGGAAAUGUGGAUGACCCUUCAAUUGAAUAUGAUGGUGUUUUGUUGACAUCUUAUGGAGACUACAGCUUAGCGGGUUCAUUUUUGGGAGUCUUCUUAACAACAGUAGAAUGUGACUAUUUAAACUUUACAAUGCAAUUCAGUGAUCCUCCAGAGCAAAUAACUUAUAUUAAUAAUCCAGAUUUACACGGGCCUAUUACUCUUGCAGCACCUGAUUUCAAUCGUUCCAGAAUUUCUCUCAAUAUGACAGAAACAUUAACACUAUUUGAAUCUGAAAACCAAGAUAAACCACACAUUAUACUCCCCAACAACUGUGCUGAUUACAAGCGCUACUGUUUUCAAAUUAUGGGUAUCGGGUGGAUUACACCAUUAACUUGUUUCCCAUUUGAUGAGAGCCUGCCAUAUUGCAAAGUGAUAGCUCCAGUUCAAAUAACUGACAUGCAUCAUUAUCGCUUUGUUCCAAACAACAAGAUACUGGAUCGGCCCUCUAUUGAACAUGUUAAUGGUGCACCAGACACAAACAGUUUCUUGCUAAAACCUCAAGAAUGUGAAACUGGCAUCAUGAAGACAUUCAACGAUGUCUUCGUUGUGGACAUUGAUUCAAAUCAAACAUCCGGAAACAUAAAAGUCAAGGUGGAUGGAGUGAACAUGCAAUGUGAAGAAUGGGCCAGAGAAUCGUUCCGUUCAUUAGUUGUGAAGAUACACACCAACAAUGCUCAGGUCCCAAGGCACAGCUAUCUAGGAGGUUUCAGGUUGUGUGAUGCUGAAUUCUCUAAUGCAACCGAAACAAAAUGUGAAUUUUCUUGCCCGUGUGAAGGAAAUAUAUGCAAUCCUGUAUUUGUGGAUUUCCUCUCUAUGGCAAUCCCCUCCGUUUCAAGUAUAUGUGAGGUAACAGUUAUAGGCAAUUAACAUACAAUUCUCAGUUCUACUUGUAACUGUAAUUUUGUACAUGUCCCGGGUACAUGUCAAGUUUCAAAAGUACCAAAACGUAUAAAAGAAUGUAACUUGCAGAACAUAGAGAACCCUGCAGAGGACAUGAAUGUGAUGUAAAUAACACAAUCAAAAACAAUAACAAAGAUAGACUUGUACCAAGACAAAGACAUUACCACCUA
Molecule: messenger RNA, 1361 nt
Organism: Owenia fusiformis
Lineage: Eukaryota; Metazoa; Annelida; Polychaeta; Sabellida; Oweniidae
Source: the annotation of a GenBank genome assembly